This is a messenger RNA of Clunio marinus, 3883 nucleotides long. The record is from the annotation of a GenBank genome assembly. Lineage: Eukaryota; Metazoa; Arthropoda; Insecta; Diptera; Chironomidae.
CACGAGAAUUGGUUCAAAUAAGUUCAUGUCAAUGACAACAUUCAUGAAAUGUUUAUAUGAACUACAUUUACAAAUUAAGAAUUAUAUAAGAGGAUGAUAUUUAUCAUAAUCAUUGAUAAGCCCACAUAAACAUAAAUAUUUUCAGAGAUAUCUUGUUUGAACCGUUUGUUUCAUAUGUAACGGCUCAAUGACUAAACUGUGACGGUUCAAACUUAUGAAAACAUUGAUCGGGCAACACAAACUAAAAAAAUAUCAAAGUUGAAAAAAGUUAAAUUUGUUAAUAAACUGUAUUAAAACAUAGUUAAAACUACUCAAAACAUAUUUUAAAACCUCAACUAUAUGGGAAGAAAGAAGAAAAAGGCACAAAAGCCAUGGUGUUGGUAUUGUAAUCGUGAAUUUGAUGAUGAGAAGAUUUUAGUUCAACAUCAGAAAGCAAAACAUUUCAAAUGUCAUAUUUGUCACAAAAAGCUUUAUACUGCUCCAGGACUAUCAAUUCAUUGUAUGCAAGUUCAUAAAGAGGCAGUUGACAAAGUUCCAAACUCCCUUCCAAAUCGUAGCAAUAUUGAAAUUGAAAUUUAUGGAAUGGAGGGAAUACCAGCACAAGACUUAAAAGAUCAUGAAAAACAGAAAAAUGGAAACAAAUCAGAGUCAGAUGAUGAUGAGCCUUCUACAAAGAAAUUAAAGAUUGAACCGACAGUAGCAGGUGCAGCAGCCGCUUUACCUUCACAAAUGAUGAUGCCAAACAUGGUUCAUCCAAAUAUGGCUCAGUUUCCAAUGAUGAUGCAACCUGGUUUUCCGAUGAUGUCUGGAAUUCCCAUGAUGGGGCAAAUACCUCAUAUGAUUGGCCACAGGCCGCUAUUUCCUUCAGCAGUGGCAACAUCUGCUGCACAACAAAAACCUACCUUCCCUGCGUACAGUAAUGCCACAAUUAGUGCACCUCCAACUGUUCAAACAUCUACCACAAGCACUCAUGUAAGCGACACACAAAAGCCUCCAACAAUUCCUCAAACAUCUGGAACCGCGACAAAAAUUAUUCAUCCUCCCGAAGACAUAAGUUUAGAAGAAAUGAGAGCCAGAAAAUCGCAAUAUAAAACUUACAAAGUAUCAGCUUCAUCACCUCAUUCAUCAUUGUCAAACACAUCUACGAGCAAUAAUUCAAACAAUAAUAAAUACAAUGAAUCGAAGAUGGUGCAGGCUGCACAAGAGCAUGCCGCUGUUUUGGCACAAGCCAAUCAACAAAAGCAAUUUGAAGAAAUUAAUCGUGCUGCAAUUUUAAGUAGAAUACAAGCUGCUCGUCCUGUUCAGCAGAUGGGAAUGAUUCCUGGGCUAAGAGGACAACUUCUUCUUCCUCAUAUGAUGCAACAAGCACAUCCAAUGAUGCCUCAAGCUUUACUUGGACAACAAAUGAUGCGACAGCAGAUUGCACUUCCACCAGGUUUCAUUGGACAAGUUCCGGGUGGAAUUCAAAUGAUGCCAGGAGUGAUGCCACCACAAAUGCAGAUGAUGUUUCCUGCUACAAAUCCAAUGCUCUCGAUGAUGCCUCCACGUUUCCGGUGAUUCAAUCUUCCAUCAUGCAUUGUACCAUCGCCUUUCGAUCUACCCGUAAUUAAAAACCAAAUGAAUUUUUUCUUUUAAUAAUUGUAUUGCAAUGAGAAAACUAGAAAAGUAGAUUUUCGAGGCGGUUUCGAAAUGUCUCCAUUACUCCACAGAUAGCGCUAAAUGUUUACCGAUCUCCAUAAAUGAAAUUUUAAAGAAAUUUUCUCGUCACAUGCAAAAGUAAAGUACGUAUCAGAUAGAUUAAAGUGGGAAACAAGAUAUUAGACAAUUUAAAAAUUAUUUCAUUAAAUUUUCUUCCACGGAAAACUGAAUUAUUGUGAUUUUAUUAUUUGCCAGAUUUUCCAAGUUUUUUAAUUUUCUUUCUCAAUUCUGGAUAUGUUGUUGUAAAAAUAUUGAUCUUGCGACAACUCAUAAACAUCUUUUACUUACAUCUAUUUACUUCCUCGCCACAAAAAGUAUAUCUAUAAUCACGACAUUAAUAACUUUUUAAAGAAUGCUUUUUAAAUAAUUUUCCUUUGCGAUUUCUCAUCAUAAACUUUAACUUAAUUCAAAUCAAAAAUGAUUAAAAAUAUUUCAUAUUAUAGAAGGAUUUUAACUAGCUUUACCAUCUUUAACUGUUUUCACAUGUUCGUCAUUGAGAAUUUCUCGGUCCAUGUCCCUUUCUAAUAAUAAAAUGGCAAAUUCACAAAAGUAUUCUCGAAUAAUAAUCUUCAAUUCAUUUUUCAUUCGACUUAUAAACGUUUCAAUUAUAGAUUUGGUGAAAAUUCUACUUAAUAUCGACAUUUCUUGCACUUAAUUAAUUUUACUACACACAGUAGAAUUGACUCAAAAAGCAAUGUCGAAUCUGAUUUUAUUGUGGCUUAUUUUUUAAUUCUUUUGUCCAUCUUGUCUUGAUAACAAAUUAAAUUAAUUCGAAAAGGAGAAAUGUCACGUUUAAAGCAAAUAGUAUGCGACGUAAUAUUAUAUAAACCGUUUUUAACUCGAUCGUAUUAAAAUGUACGAGAAAUUAUAUAAAUAGAAAAUUAUGUAUAUCUGAAUAUGUAUUAAGAAAGUUUCCUUGCUGUAUUUAGUUGACAUCCUUAAUAGUUUGCACUUCUCUUAAAUAUGCUGGCUAAAGUUGAAAAUUCUUUUCUUUUUUUAUAGAAUGUUUUCUUUUGUAAUAUACAUAAAUAUUUAGUACAGGGACAAAUAUUUUAAUUAUAAGUAACGAAGGAAAUCGACAGAGUUUAAGACAGGUGAUCAUAAAUGCAACAUAACAAAGAAUUGACAUUCUUGCAGAAAUUGUUUUGCAUCUUACAUCGCAAAUCAAAAUUAAGUCGAAAACUUUUGCAUAUUUUAUGCCCAGAUUUUAAAAAAUGCUUUUUGGAAUAAAAUGCCUUCAAAUGUUUGAAUUUAAAUGGAGAUGGGUGAUAAAUUUUUUUAUCUUGCAAUUGAAUUUAUUUCUUCUCAUAAUCUACUUAAUUAACAACAUUACUUAUUGAUAAGAUCACAAAAUGAUUCUCAUAUUUCUAUGAUCACUUCAAUUAUCUAAUUGAAAAUGCAAUGAUGUCAAUUAUGACUGUUCGCAAUUGUGGUCGCAAAAUUAAUGUUGGAUUAAAAUUAUUUUAGGCAAAGGGUUUAACAGAUGCAAGAUUAUUGAAAAACUUUUUUUUUGACAAUUUUAAUCCCUUGUUGUAGUUGAAGCGAUAAGCAUCAGCACAACAGGCGACAAAUUAUGUGGAAUGCUUCUGAUAGUUGAUAAAGUGCAUGUUAAAAGCAGCUAUGUAUUUAUCUUUCAUGAUUAAUAUUCUUUAUAUUAUUUAGUGAGAGGACAUUCCAUCGCACAAAAAUUUGUCACAUUAAUUUUGUUGAGUGAAUCGAUCCCUUGUCGAUUCUGGCAAGUGAUGGCGAAAGUGCUAUCACAGCGUAGUUUUUCAUGAAAGUUUAUCGUACGAUUGAAAUCUUGAUGAACUUGCAUGAGAAACGGAGAAGUUGUUGAUGUCGGUUCACUUCCUGUCAAUAAUAUCAAAUUCUGCUACAGAUUUUAAAGCAGAACCGUCUUUUUAACUGAUUGUUUUACAAUCUUUGGUUUAAUAUGGUUUCUUAUAAAUUUGGAGUGAAACUUAUUUUCUCAUUAUUCUUAUACGACGCAACGAAGCAGAUAAGUAAUCAAUUUUCUUUUAUCUCUAAUUGUUUAUAAGUAUAAAUUCUAUGACUAAUGAUACACAAAAAAAAGAACUUAUAGGAUUUAUGUAUCGUACAUAGACUUGCCGCAUAAAUUAUUAACGGAAAGCAAAACCUUGUAAAUUCAAUUUCUUAAUAAAGCAAGUUUAUAGAACAUAAAAAA